UCGCACUGUUGCGCACCUCAUCCGCAAAGAAAUCCAGCCGCGACAGCGAGAGCGAGUAGUAGGUAGGUAGGAGACGGACGCGGCCGCCGGCGAGCGACCAUGGACUUCCACGCGCUCCCCCGCCGCGACCUGCAGGCGCUGGCCAAGCGCAACGGCGUCCGCGCCAACAUGACCAACGGCGCCAUGGCCGACGCCCUCGCCGCUCUCCCCGCGGUCGACGGGAUCGAGGAGUACGUCCAGCAGCCCGUCGAAGAACCGACGCCUGCGGCCGAGCCGGUGGUUCAGCCGACAGCAGAGGAGGAGGAGGCGCCGGCGGAGGAGAAGCCCGAGAUCUCGCUGCCGCCCGACGAGGUCGUCGUACUGGAUGACAGCGACGAAGAGGAGAAGGAUCUUACGCCGGACGAGGAUGAACAGAAGGCGCCAGCCCGUGGCGUGGGGCGGCGCCGUGUGGCGUGGGCCGAGCCUCUAGCGGCUACGGCGAAGAGGAACAGACCCGCCGCACGUAAGGCCGGUACAGCGGAAGCGGUCGCAGACGCCGUCCCGGCUCGGGCCACUCGCGGUCGGAAGCAGAGGACGGUGGAGUCGGUGGCUGCCAACGAGGCGCCCAAGAGGACGGUGGAGACGGACGCCGAUACAGCGGAAGCGGUCCCGGAGGCCGUCCCUGCUCGGGCCACUCGCGCUCGGAGCCAGAGGACGGUGGAGCCGGUGGCCGAGGACGAGGCGCCCAGGACAAGACGGACGUCCAGGAGGAAGGCUGGCACGCAGCAGGAAGAGGAAGAAAAGGCCACACAAGGUGACGCCUCAGAUGUGGAACCUGCUAUGGCUGCACCGGUUUCCACGGACGAGGGAUGCGAUGGUGCUGAAGAUAUGGAAGCGGCCGUGGAUGUUCAGAACGAGGAGCAACGCGCGCCAGUUGAGGAACAGAGCCAGGAAGAGGAAGGUGAGACCGAAAAAGAGGACGCAGCUGCCGUGGCCGUGCCGGCUCGGGCCACUCGCGCUCGGAGCCAGAGGAAGGUGUUGUCGGCGGCAGAGGAGGUGGCGCCCAAGACGAGACGGGCGUCCAGGAGGACCGUGGAUGCUCAGGCCGAGGAGCAACACGCGCCGGUUGAGGAACAGAGCCAGGAAGUCGAAGCUGACACCGAGAAAGAGGCUGUGGCUGCGGUGCCCUUGUCGGCUCGGGCCACUCGCGCUCGGAGGCAGAGGACAGUGAUGCCGGUGGCAGAGGAGGAGGCGCCCAAGACAAGACGGACCUCGAGAAGGGCUGUGGCAAAGAACAACAACAGCACGGAGCAGGAAGAUGAAGAAAAGGCGGCACAAGGCGAUGUCUCUGAUGUGGAAGCUGCUGUGCCUGCGCCGGCUUCCUCACACGAGGAAGCGGAGGGUUCUGAAGAAAUGGCGGAGACCAUGGAUGCUCAGAACGCGCCAAUUGAGGUACAGAGCGAGGAAGGCGAAGGUGAGGCCGAGAAAAUGGACGCAUCAGCUGUGGAGGCCGUGCCAGCUCGCGCCACUCGCGCUCGGAGGCAGAGGGCGGUGUUGUCGGUAGCUGAGGAGGCCAUGCCUGCUCGGGCAACUCGCGCUCGCAGCCAGAAGACGGUGGUGCCGGUGGCUGAGGAGGAGGCGCCCAAGGGGAGACGAACGUCGAGGAGGGCUGCGGCGAAGAAGACUAGUACGGAGCAGGAAGAGGAAGAAAAGAGGACACAAGGUGAUGUCUCUGAUAUGGAAGCUGAUGUGCCUGCGCCGGUAUCCUCAGACGAGGAGCAGAACGAGGCGGUUUGCGGUUCUGAAGAAAUGGAAGCGGCCACAGAUGCUCAGAAGGAGGAGCAGACCACGCUAGUUGUUGAGGAACCGAGUCAGGAAGGUGAGACUGGUACCAUGCAUGAAGAGGAGGAGCAGCAAGAUACUGUCUCUGAUGCGGAAACUGCUGUGCCUGCGGCUUCGUCAGACGAAGAAGCUGAUUGUGCUGAAGAAAUCGAAGCGUCCAUGGAUGCUGAGGACGAGGAGCAAGCUGAGGAACAGAGCCGGGAAGACGAAGGGGCGGUUGCGGAUGGAACACUAUUAGUGGAAGAAGAACCAGCAGCUGCAGAACAUUCCCUGGUUUACUCGGCAGUAGUAGAGCAAACUGACACUGUAUCCAGCGAGGAGAUCCAGCAUCCCAGUGAAGAUACAGAAAUAUUGGCUGUCCAGGAGGUGCCUGAGGUCACAGAGGAAGUUAAUUUCUCCAGCGAUGUCAGUGAGGAGAAUGAACAUUGCACGGCUGAAGAAGAACCACCAGUGGCAGAAGAUGUUGAUUCAUCAGUACAAGAGUCGCCGGUCGAUAUCAAGCAUGCUAGUGAGGAGAAUGAAGAAUUACAAAUGGCAGAAGGUGUCCAGCAUGCCAAUGAGGAGAACGAAGAUUGCAAGGUUGAAGAAGAACUUCCAGUGGCAGAAGAUGUUGAUUCAUCAGUACAAGAGUCGCCGGUCGAUGUCGAGCAUGCUAGUGAGGAGGAUGAAGAAUGCAAGGUUGAAGAAGAAUUACAAGUGGCAGAAGAUGUCCAGCAUGCCAGUGAGGAGAAUGAAGAUUGCAAGGUUGAAGAAGAACUACCAGUGGCAGAAGAUGUCCAGCAGUGUGAGGCCACCGAGGAGAUUAAGCUUGCCAGUGAAGAUACAGAACUGGUGCCCGUCCAGGAGAUGUCACAGGCUAUGAUGGAAUCCGGUGAGGCAACAGAGGAUGUUGAUUGCACCAGCGAUGUUGACGAGGAGAAUGAAGAGUUUGAAGAAGAACCAGCACUGGCAGAACUUGCUGAUUCAUCUGUACAAGAGCCGCUGGUCGAUGUCCAGCAGCGUGAGACCACCAAGAAGAUUCAGCUUGCCAGUGAAGAUACAGAAAUGGUGCCCAUGCUGGAAUCCGGUGAGGCCGUAAAGGAAGUUGAUUUCACCAUCGAUGUUGUCCGUGCCUCUGAAGAGGUGCUUCAGAGCGCAGCCAAAGUAAGUGAGAAGAAACAAGAUAUGUCUGCUGAAGAGGUGACCAAUAACACAGAUACGGCUGCUGAAGAGGAGACACUGGUGGCCACCGAUGAGAUGCCACAGAUGUUCGAGGCAAUGGACGAGGAUGUUGCCGAAGUGGUCACCAUUGACUACUUGUUGCAGGCCAACAACGAGGGUGUUGCAGUCAAGGAGAGUGGUUUCACCGCUGAUCUCACAGAUGUGUCCAUGGAAGAGGAGGCAGAGGUGGCCGCCAAUGAGAAGCCGCUGAGCUUAGCCAGAAUGGGCGAGUGUGUUGAGGAGGAAGUGGUCACCGUCGACCACCUGCCGCAAGCCACAGUAACAGACGACGAAGGUGCGGUCAAAGAGAGUGGUUUCAGCUGUGGCCUCACACAUGUAUCCACUGAUGAUGGCGUGGUGGCAGCCGAUGUUAUGCUACAGAGCUCAGCCACAAAGGAGGAGAAUGCUGAGGAAGUAGUCGCCAUCGACAACCAGUCUGAAGCCAUGGUGACCGACGACAGUGGUUUCCCCAGUGAACUCUUGGAUAUGUUCAUUGAAGAGCAGGGAGUGGUGGCCGACAACGCGAUGCUACACAGCUCCUCCACUAUGGAAGAAAAUGUAGAGGAAGUGGUCACCGUGGAUAACAUUUGGCAAGCUACAGUAACUGGUGACGAGGGUUUCUGGGAUCACCUCGCACAUAUGUCAGUUGACAAGGAGGAUGUGGUUGAGGCCGAUGAGAUGCAAGUGAGUUCAGCAACAAUAGAAAAGAGUGUUGAGCUACUGGUCACCGUCGACAAGCAGUCGCAGGCAACAGUAGCAGAUGAAGAAUGGGCAGCCACGGAGAGUGCUUUCACCGGUGAGUGCACACCGGUGGUCGACACUGCCAGAGAUUUCAGUGAUCACAUUGCAUCGCCGUGGUCUGCGAACGUGUUUGAGUAUGCCACCAAGUCCCUGUCCAUGGACUCUAUCACUGUGCAGGGCCCUGUCACUGUGGUAUCUGAACCUGUGGCAGUGCAGCGAGAGAAUGAUGUGAAGGAAGGGAACGAACCUGAAGCAGCAUUGGGCAAAACUAUACAUAGUCCACUUACAAUAAGGAAGCUUAGGAGGGCAGUGGCAGAAGAGAACGAGGCAGAUGAUGCGCCGCUGUGCAUAUUCAUCGGUAGCAGUGGUGGUGAGGAGAACUCUGCUGAGCCUGUGCUGGUGGAAGAAGAGAAUGAAGUGAACCAACCUGAAGCAACGUUGGCCAAAAUUCUACAUAGUCCACUUACAAUAAGGAAGCUUAGGAGGGCAGUGGCAGAAGAGAACGAGGCAGAUGAUGCGCCGCUGUGCAUAUUCAUCGGUAGCAGUGGUGGUGAGGAGAACUCUGCUGAGCCUGUGCUGGUAGAAGAAGAGAAUGAAGUGAACCAACCUGAAGCAGCGUUGGCCAAAAUUGCACAUAGUCCACUUACCAUAAGGAAGCUGAGGAGGGCAGUGGCAGAAGAGAACGAGGCUGAUGAUGUGCCGCCGUGUAUAUUCACCAGUAGCAGUGGUGGCGACGAGAACUCUGCUGAGCCCAUGCUGGCGGAACGAGAGAAGGAAGUGAACGAACAUGAAGCAUUGAGCAGCCUUAGCCUAAGGAAGCUUAGGACCGAGUUCAAUCAGAUAGUUGCAGUGGCACAGGAGAACGAAGUGAAGGAAGGCGAGAAAUCGUCACAGGCACUGGAUAAGCUUAGCCUAAGGAAGCUUAGAACCAAGCUCAAGGAGACGCUGAAUGCACAUAAGAACGUGGAACCAAAAAGGGUGCCCCUUGGAAGGCUGGACGAAAAUGCCUGCUGAUUCCACAUCAGUGGCCAACACCAGAUCAUGUAUCUGCACUACACUACUGUUAACCAGGAGGAACAGCUAGCUCCCCUAGCUCUGAACUCCAGCGUGAGAGACUCACAGGUUGUGAAACCAAGGUUUCUCCAACCCCUUCCCUUAUCUAACUUGUCUGCGUGUGUACACCGUGAGAAGAUUCGGCCAUAUUUUUUGCCAUUUCUCAUGUAGUCGGCUCCCCAGCUCUUGUUUGGCUGGUUACUUAUGAGUGGUUUGUUAGUGCUAUGCACUUGUAUCCUUGUAUCCUGUUCUGAACUUGUGUAGCUGAUUUGCCCCGUCUGGGAAGAUAUCACGUAUCUGAUGUUUUAGGUGAGAUCA
Molecule: messenger RNA, 5133 nt
Organism: Lolium perenne
Lineage: Eukaryota; Viridiplantae; Streptophyta; Magnoliopsida; Poales; Poaceae
Source: RefSeq, a predicted model, not a curated record